Molecule: messenger RNA, 1296 nt
Organism: Varanus komodoensis (Komodo dragon)
Lineage: Eukaryota; Metazoa; Chordata; Lepidosauria; Squamata; Varanidae
Gene: SPTSSA
Product: serine palmitoyltransferase small subunit A
Exons: 2
Coding region: 6-212 (68 amino acids)
Biological process (GO): ceramide biosynthetic process
Cellular component (GO): serine palmitoyltransferase complex
Molecular function (GO): serine C-palmitoyltransferase activity
Source: RefSeq, a predicted model, not a curated record
GCGAGAUGGCGCUCAGCUCGGCCUGGAAACAAAUGUCGUGGCUUUAUUACCAGUAUCUCUUGGUCACCGCGCUCUACAUGCUCGAGCCUUGGGAGAGGACGGUGUUCAAUUCCAUGUUAGUGUCCAUCCUUGGAAUGGCUCUGUACACUGGCUAUGUUUUCAUGCCUCAGCAUAUUAUGGCCAUACUACACUAUUUUGAAAUUGUGCAGUGAUGAAGAACAUCACACACAGUGACCAGUCGGAAGCUAAGAAUCAGAUUGCUAAGAAGAACUGACCUUCUACAAUUAAGGGUUUCUACAGAUGACAAAACAAGCAAAACGUGGUGAUUGCCAGUGGUGCACAUGCAAGGAUGCAACUUGCCUUGAGUUCUGGUGGCAUUUUCUUCCUUUAUGAAAUUUCCUUGUAUAGUAAUUUUUGUCUAUUAACAUUGUGAUUGUUUGUACCUUUGAUAUCAGUAUUUUCUUAACUUUGUGACAGUCUUAGUAUUACACUGUGAAAGCUUUUCUUAAUGUAACUUGAGUACAUUUUGCCUUCUAUUUUUAAUCAAAGAUCAUCUUAUUAAAUGGGGCUUAAAGCUUUUGCUAUUGUAUAAGUUACAUGUCCAUCUGAGUAUAUUUCUAGUAACACAUUUUGUAAGAAAAAAGUGUUUAGAUUCAUAUAGAGAUGUGGAUAUAUUCAUGAAAUCUUUCUUACAAAACCUUGUUUGUAAGACCUAACUCAGGUGCUUCAGUUGCUAACUGGACUGUUGAACAGAAUAUUUGGUAUCUAUUUUGCUUUAGCAAUAAAUGGAAAGCCUUUUGUGUUUCAUUUGGAGAAUGUGACAACUUACUACUGUAUGUAUGGAACAAUAUUGUGUCAAGGAAAAGUGCUGGACCCAACUCUUGUCUGCACAUAAAAGAUUUAGUUCAUUUGCUGCAUGCCAACUUGGGUUUUGUGAUAGCACCAUAAUGCUGCUAUUAUAGCUUCUAAUAAAUAGAAAUGCACUUGUUUAUGUUUAUUUUCCAAGGAGCAUAUUUUACUAGACCCUGGCUAUAGCUGUUGUCUAUAGUAUAAUCAUGUCUGUGCUCUGAACCCAUUGUUGUAACUAUUGUUCAGACUCCUUUGAAUACUUAGACCAAAUGACCAAAAUUCAAAUUUUGAUUUGGACUAGAGUUAAAACCAGCAAUAUGGAACAGUCUACUAGGCUUAAGUCAUGUCUUAGUUUUUAUAGCUUUUUUCAGAUUUGUAUUCUGAAGUGUACAAUGGCAAUUUUUAAGGUGGGGUUAUUUUUUUCCAAAAAUAAAAGUUGAAAGCAGA